Molecule: messenger RNA, 222 nt
Organism: Saccharomyces kudriavzevii IFO 1802
Lineage: Eukaryota; Fungi; Ascomycota; Saccharomycetes; Saccharomycetales; Saccharomycetaceae
Gene: HUB1
Product: ubiquitin-like protein HUB1
Exons: 1
Coding region: 1-222 (73 amino acids)
Biological process (GO): protein modification process; mRNA splicing, via spliceosome
Cellular component (GO): cytoplasm; nucleus
Molecular function (GO): protein binding; protein tag activity
Source: RefSeq, a predicted model, not a curated record
AUGAUCGAGGUGGUCGUGAAUGACCGAUUGGGUAAAAAAGUCAGGGUGAAGUGUCUUGGCGAAGAUACCGUGGGCGAUUUCAAAAAAGUGUUAUCCUUACAAAUAGGCACUCAGCCGAACAAGAUUGUUUUACAGAAGGGUGGGAGUGUCCUGAAAGACCAUAUCUCCCUGGAAGAUUACGAGGUUCAUGAUGAGACAAAUUUGGAACUGUAUUACCUGUGA